UUUCUCAGAAUCAUUUAAUUCUAUGAGUUCUAAUAUGAGAGAUAAACCAAUAAUCCAACUAGGCAUGAUGUAUGGUCAGUUAGUAAUGGGUUUGUUAUUUAAGAGAAGGGAAGAAUCUGCUAAGUGGAAUCAAAAUGAUUUGGUCCCUGCUGCUGUUAAGUUGAUAAAUAAGAUGCUUGACUUGGUUGGGAAGUUUGAUACAGAAGGAAGUGUGGUUGGACAGGUUUAUUUGGUAACUAAUGUGUCUACCAAGAAAAUUUUCACAGUGAACAUUGUAGACAAACAAUGCACUUGUUUGCAAUGGCAGCUAAGGGGAUUCCCUUGUCAACAUGCUGUAUGUGCAUUGAAACUGCUCAGGCCAAACUGGAAAGAUUAUUGUGCUCCUUACUACUCUGUGGAAUAUUAUAGGACCAUAUAUGCAGAUGCUGUAAAUCCACUAGAAGACAUAAGUGAAUGGAACUGGGAAGAUAAGGCAUCCAUGGACAUCAACUUAAAGCCUCCUCCUUAUCAAAGAAAAACUGGAAGACCAGCAAAGAAGAGGAAGAGGAGCUAUGAUGAACCUGAAACUGUGGUGAAGAAAAGGAAAUGUGGAAAGUGUGGAUCUACUGCUGGUCAUAAUAAGAGAACCUGUGCUGGUGGUGAUGUUGGUAAAAACCCAACUGGAUUCAUGCCAAGCACCGAGUAUGAUGCUGCAAACUGCACCUUCACUAGUAGAGAUCAUCCUGAAAGUAGCAGUGCAAGGGGUAAAGCAAAGGUGAACAAAUCCAGAGGUACAUCUUCAUUUGUUGGUGAGUCAACAGGACCUAAAAACUUUGGAAGAGCACCAGCAGAACCUAGCACCCAUGGAUCUACACAAGAUGUUCUGAAUUUCAGUCAGAACUUUACUGGUAUUGGAUCUGUUAGUCAACAUAUUCCUGUCACAAAGGGAAAGAAAAGCAAGGCUAAGAAGAAGUAG
Messenger RNA from Papaver somniferum (opium poppy), 955 nucleotides. RefSeq lists its product as uncharacterized. The coding region runs from base 23 to 955 and encodes 310 amino acids. The record is from RefSeq and is a predicted model, not a curated record. The transcript is spliced from 3 exons. Lineage: Eukaryota; Viridiplantae; Streptophyta; Magnoliopsida; Ranunculales; Papaveraceae. Gene Ontology annotation, molecular function: zinc ion binding.